AUGAAUCGCAUACUUCAAGUUUCCGCGGCCCUACUCGCUACUCUCCCAUCCGUGAUGGCAGGUACUUGCUAUGCCGUCGGUUAUGUCAACAUGAACACAGCAGGUGGCGGAAUAGGCGGCGGUGGCGGAAUAGGCGACGGUGGCGGAAUAGGCGACGGUGCCGUCUUAACCGUCAUGGGAAUUCAAAUCUAUGACCCGGACAACCGACAAAUCGCAUCGUGGCAGCCGCGUCUUAACUCCGACGAUCCCAGCGUCUGUGGAUAA
Messenger RNA from Penicillium waksmanii, 264 nucleotides. RefSeq lists its product as uncharacterized. The coding region runs from base 1 to 264 and encodes 87 amino acids. The transcript has a single exon. The record is from RefSeq and is a predicted model, not a curated record. NCBI's taxonomy places the organism in Eukaryota, Fungi, Ascomycota, Eurotiomycetes, Eurotiales, Aspergillaceae.